Zalophus californianus (California sea lion) is the source of this 1760-nucleotide messenger RNA. It is a transcript of the gene SNTG2, whose product is annotated as syntrophin gamma 2. Gene Ontology annotation, molecular function: protein binding; structural molecule activity. Gene Ontology annotation, cellular component: intracellular anatomical structure; dystrophin-associated glycoprotein complex. NCBI's taxonomy places the organism in Eukaryota, Metazoa, Chordata, Mammalia, Carnivora, Otariidae. The transcript is spliced from 17 exons. The record is from RefSeq and is a predicted model, not a curated record. The coding region runs from base 46 to 1668 and encodes 540 amino acids.
CUGAGCUCGCCCGGCCCGGAGCGCGGGCCCCGCCGCUGGGCGGCCAUGAGCACUGAGGGACCGCCGCCCCCCGCCGCCCCCAGCGGGCGCCCCGGCCGCCUGCUGGAGCCCGCGCGGACCAGAACUGGCAUUGCCUUGCUGCACCGCGAGGGGUCUGGAAGCACCUAUGACGUCCGCCUGAAGCUGACAAAGGAGGUCCUCACGAUCCAGAAACAAGACGUGGUCUGUGUCGGUGGGAGCAGUCACGGCACACAUCACAGAACUGUUACGCUUCGCAGAGAGCCGGUUGGCGGCUUGGGCCUGAGUAUAAAGGGAGGCGCCGAGCACAGGGUCCCUGCCGUCAUAUCGAGGAUAUUCAGAGGCCACGCAGCUGACCAGACAGGGAUGUUGUUCGUAGGAGAUGCCGUGCUGCAGGUUAAUGGCAUUAAUGUAGAAGAUGCAACCCAUGAAGAAGUGGUGCAUCUUUUGAGAAAUGCCGGCGACGAAGUGACCAUCACUGUUGAGUAUCUCAGGGACGCGCCGUCAUUUCUGAAGCUCCCAUUAGGGUCCGCAGGGCCAGCCAGCGACCACGGCAGCCGGGCCUGCUCUCCACUGUUUGACAGCGGCUUGCAUUUGAACGGCAACCCCACCAGCAGAGCUCCAUCAUCACCUUCCUCGCCUGUAGCUAACGAACCAAAGUAUGAGAAGCGCUGGCUAGACACCCUGUCAAUUCCUCUGUCUAUGGCUCGAAUCUCAAGGUACAAGGCUGGAGCGGAGAAAUUAAGGUCCAGCGCGUUCAAGGUGCUGGCUCUGGACGGGGUCAGCACGGGGAUCCUGCAGUUUCACACGGCUCAGGAGAGCGCUGACUGGCUGAGAGCAGUGUCCACGAACAUCAGUGACCUGACAAGACAGAGGGUGAGGACGGAGAAUAAGUGCUCUUCCCCUUGUGACCAGGUCGUGCAUAUGGGGUGGGUCAGUGAGAGACUCGAAGGCACCGGCUCCUGUCACACCUUCCGAUCCAAGUUCCUGGCCCUGAAAGGCUCGUCCCUCCAUGUGUUCAGCACCCCUCCGGUUAGCAUGUUAGACUGGGUACAAGCAGAAAAAACCUACAACCUCUGUGAGGUACUAUUUAAACUUCACAAGUUCUGGCUCGCUGAGGAUUGCUGGCUGCAUGCGGACCUCGGCCUGGGGCCUCGCAGCCUUGAGGACACGUGGCCCUACUGCUUCAGUGUCCUGGUCGGCCGUGGCCAGAGUCGCCUGUUCAGCGUGGAGCUGGGGAGUGAGCUGGCUGCGUGGGAGAGGUCUUUCCAAAGAGCUACUUCCAUGGAAGUUCAGAGAACCGGGUCCAGAACAUAUGCGUGUAGCUGGCAAGGAGAAACGCUGUGUUUCACGGUGGAUUUCGCUUUGGGAUUCACCUGUUUUGACAGUAAGACAAAGAAUGUGCUCUGGAGAUUUAAAUUUUCUCAGCUUAAAGGAUCUUCAGAUGACGGAAACACUCGAGUGAAGCUGCUGUUCCAGCAUCUGGACACCAAACAGAUAGAGGUGAAGGAGCUCGAAUUCCCGGACCUGACGGCCGUCCUGCACUGCAUUCACGCCUUCCUAGCAGCAAAGGUGGCCUCCGUGGACCCCACGUUCAUGGACCGCCAGAGCAUCGCGAGGAAAGUGCUUCUGUUGAGCACUGAACAUUAAAUUAUUUUCUUAAGAAAUGAGUUUUUCCUGCAAAUAUUGCAACUUUGUGUGAUUUUAUAACGAGCCUAUAAUUGUGAUACCAAUAAAAUAUG